CUCAGGGUGACGUGUUAUUUAAGAAGCAUUCGUUAGUAGAAGGUAGAGUGGCAGCUUCAUAAGGAAGAAAAACCGUUAAUAUAUAAAAAGUAUAUCAAAAUUGAAUCAUGACAGCAGAUUGGGAAGAAGUAAGACGCCUGGCUGCAUACUUCCAGAGAGCACAGUUUGCGGAAUCUGUGCAGAGGUUGUCUGAGCGAAACUGCAUAGAAAUUGUGGCCAAGUUGAUUGCAUGUAAAAAGCUGGAUGUGGUGCAUACUUUGGAUGGCAAGGAAUACAUUACUCCAGCUCAGAUCAAGCAGGAAAUUCUGUAUGAGCUUAGCGCUCAUAGAGGGCGAGUGAAUACAGUGGAACUUCAACAGAUUCUCAAUGUUGAUUUGAUUCAUAUUGAAAAUAGAGUCCGUGACAUUGUGAGGACAGACAAAAAUAUUCAGUUGAUUUUGGGACAGCUUAUUGAUGAGAACUAUCUAAACCAGCUUGCAGAAGAAGUGAAUGACAAACUUCAAGAAGCAGGACAGGUGUCUAUUCCAGAACUCUGCAAAUCUUAUGACCUUCCUAGAGACUUCUUAACAGAGGUACUAUGCAAACAUACUGGCAAAAUUAUACAUGGGAAAAUGGAUGAAUAUGACAAAAGGAUGAUCUUCACACAGGCAUUUGUUUCCAGACACAGAUCAAAGAUUUGUGGACUUUUCAGUGCAAUUACGAGACCUACUCCAGUGAGCAGUUUAAUUUCCCAAUAUGAAGUGCCAGAACAUCUUUUAUAUUCGGAAUUGGAUGACUUGAUGAGUACUGGGCGGCUAAAGGGUACUAUAGUUGGUGGACGACAGAACAAGGCUGUUUACAUUCCUGAUAUAUACUCUAAAACACAGAACAACUGGGUGGACUCAUUUUUGAAGCAAAAUAGUUAUUUAGAGUUUGAAGCUUUGACAAGAUUAGGAAUUCCAGAUUCUGUGAAUUACAUCAGGAAGCGGUACAAAUCAAGAAAACUUUUAUUUCUGAAAGCAGCUUGUCUUGAUCAAGUCAUUGUAGAUCAAGUAGAAGCCUCAGUGGAGGAAGCAGUAAGUUCUGGAACAUGGGCAGACGUUCAGUCAUUGUUGCCUAGCUGCCUGUCUACAGAAGAUAUUGGGAUCUUGCUGAAUCAUGUUAUGAGAACCACUAACUUGCUGUCCUCUGCAAGAAUAUUUAAGGAAACAAUUAUAGUCAGUGAAAAACUCAUUAGUGGAUGUAUUUCUUUGUUUGAGGAGUAUAUGCAUAGGAAAGCUGAAAAGGAAAUUAAAAGCAAUCCAGUGUUUUUGUUUAGCGAAGAGGAUCUAAAGAAUUCAGCAAUAGUGGCUGAACAUACUGCAUCUUCUAAAAAAGAUAAAAAAGAAGAACGGCGAAAGAAAGCUGCAGAAGGUGGUGGAAGUGUAAAAAGUGGUGGAGGAGGAAACUCCAGAGAAAUCAGAAUCCGUAAACCUAAAAAGAAAGGAAAAAAGGAUGAAGACAGUGAUGAUGAGUCAUCCGUGGCAGUGAAGAGUCACAGUAAACAGCAAGAAACACACUUCAUGUCUCAAGAAGAAAUUGAAGAUGUCUUACAGAAGGAAUUUCAGGACUGUCCAGAAGAAAUAAUCUCAGAUCUUGCAGAAGAGCUGAUAAGACCCUUAAACAGAAAGUAUCAGGAAGUCCUACAGUCUGUAUUUGCAUCUUCAGCCAGUUCUUCCUCUGGAUCAAGUAGGAAACAAACAGUUAAGGAUCUUCAGGAGGAAAUUAAUAUUCUGUACAAUAACAUCAGGCUGUUUGAAAGGGGAAAAAAGCUGUUUCCAGAGGACUCUCAGAUCAGUAUUGCGAAAUAUGUCCUGAAGACAGUUUGCACAGAUGCUGCCAAUCUUCUCUUUAAUGUCCUGGCAACAGAUCUGAUGAUGGCUGUUGAAAGUGCUAGUUGUCUAACUCCUGAGAUGCGAUUAAAAAUAUUAGGAAAAUUGCCAGAAGAAACUAAGCAAUCCAUGACAAAACUUAACAAUUCUCUAAAUGGAAAGUGUUUUGAAGAAUUUCUUCUCAAUCUGGAAUUAGUGACUGAAAUUUGUGGAAUAAUGUUGAAAAAGGGAGACAAAAAGAAGGAAAGACAAGCUCUAUUUCAACAUCGUCAAGCUCUAAUGGAGCAGCUAAAAGUGACUGAAGACCCUGCUUUUGUACUUCAUCUGACAAGUGUUCUGAUGUUUCAGUUUUAUACAAACUGCAUGCUUCAUGCACCAGGACGUUGUGUGCCACAAAUUAUUUCAACUCUUAGUGGUAUGAUUCCAGAGGAUCAACAUAAACUUCUGUCUAAAUAUCAGAGUCUGGUAGUGAAGCAACUGAUUGAUCAAAAUCGCAAGUCGGGACAGACAGAAGAUGACACUACACAGAAUCAAGCUGAGGAAAAUAUGGCUGAAGAAAUUCGCAAAGAACUCAUGUCUUUAACCCCAGUAAUCAAAGACCUUGUCUUAAAAACAGGGAAAACGUCUUUAACUGAAGAAUGAAAUUUUUUCAUUGUUUUAAUAAAUGCUUCAUUCAGCAUGAACUCUUU
This is a messenger RNA of Polypterus senegalus (gray bichir), 2539 nucleotides long. It is a transcript of the gene ufl1, whose product is annotated as UFM1-specific ligase 1. The record is from RefSeq and is a predicted model, not a curated record. The coding region runs from base 108 to 2492 and encodes 794 amino acids. Gene Ontology annotation, molecular function: UFM1 ligase activity. Gene Ontology annotation, biological process: regulation of proteasomal ubiquitin-dependent protein catabolic process; protein K69-linked ufmylation; response to endoplasmic reticulum stress. The transcript has 19 exons. Lineage: Eukaryota; Metazoa; Chordata; Cladistia; Polypteriformes; Polypteridae. Gene Ontology annotation, cellular component: endoplasmic reticulum membrane.